Mesorhabditis spiculigera is the source of this 3567-nucleotide messenger RNA. The record is from the annotation of a GenBank genome assembly. Lineage: Eukaryota; Metazoa; Nematoda; Chromadorea; Rhabditida; Rhabditidae.
AUGGGAGCCGGGAAAUCACCGCCCGAAAAGCGGACCGACAUCGAUGGGCAGAGCGAGAGCAGUGUGAAAACCGUGGAAACGCCCGACCUCGACGCGAAGAGGGCCUCGAUUUUGCAACUGUACCGGUACGCAUCGCCCUUGGACCUUUGUCUGGUGGUGCUCGGAUGUGUGGUGGCGAUGGUGACCGGUGUCGGCUUCCCGUUUCUAUCGAUCAUCAUUGGAAACGUGUCCCAGGCGUUUAUCGUGUUGGAGAAUGCGAGAUUGCAAAACGACACGGACGCUGGGAUGGUGGAAGCGCGAGAGAAGUUCAAGCAUGACGUUAUUCAGGCCUGUAUCCACUAUGCCAUCGUUGGCGUCGUGAUCAUGGCUUCAUCUUUUAUACAGAUCGCGUGCUUCAUGGUGAGCUGCGAAAACGUCACCAACCGGAUGAGAAGGGCAUUCUUUAAGGCUAUAAUGCGCCAGGACAUCUCCUGGUACGACCGCAAUCAUUCUGGAACCCUGGCUACAAAGCUUUUCGACUCGAUGGAACGAGUUCGUGAGGGUCUCGGUGAUAAGAUGGGGUUGAUGUUCCAGUUCUCUGCACAGUUCUUCGGCGGCCUGAUCGUUGCGCUGACGUACGACUGGAAGUUGACGCUGAUCAUGAUGGCGCUAUCACCUGUGCUUAUCAUUUGCGGUGCUUUUAUGGCCCGGAUGAUGGCCUCCGCAACAGCCGCCGAGAUGAAAAAGUACGCGGUGGCCGGACAAAUUGCUGAAGAAGUUCUAACAUCGAUAAGGACUGUAUUUGCCUUCAACGGCCAAGAAAGGGAGUGCCGACGAUACGACCAAGCCCUGGAAGCCGGGAAAAUCGACGGCUACAAGAAGUCAGUCUACAUUGGCAUCGGCCUGGCGAGCACCAUGAUUGUCAUCUUCUCCACGUUUUGCCUGGCUUUUUGGGUGGGCACGGACUACAUCUACUGGGGGAUGACGUCUUCGGCUGAUGUAUUGACGGUGUUCUUCUCGGUGAUGAUGGGCUCGAUGGCGAUGGGGAAUGCCGGGCAACAGUUUGGGGUGCUUGGUGUUGCCCUUGGAGCUGCUGGCGUCGUUUUCCAAGUUAUCGAUCGGGAGCCAGAAAUCGAUUCCUAUUCCGAAGAGGGCCAGAAACCGAAACAAAUCCGCGGCGAGGUCCGAGUGGAAAAUCUUCAUUUCCGCUAUCCAUCCCGAAAAGAUGUCCCAAUUCUGAAGGGAAUUUCAUUGACAUGUGCCCCGGGUGAAACUGUGGCUUUGGUUGGAUCAUCUGGAUGUGGAAAAUCGACAAUUGUUCAGCUUCUUCUUCGUUAUUAUAAUCCAGAUGAGGGAAAGAUUACAAUUGACGGAAUUCCGAUUGAAGAGCUAAAUAUUGAAUGGGUCCGUCGAGCAAUUGGAGUUGUCAGCCAAGAACCCGUUCUUUUUAAUACAACAAUUCUCGAGAAUCUUCGUUAUGGCAAUCCAGAUGCAACAGAUGCUACUUCUGCACUUGAUGCUGAAAGUGAGAGUGUCGUACAGGCUGCUUUAGAGAACGCUUCAAUUGGUCGCACAACUAUCGUUAUCGCACAUCGUCUAUCCACAAUUCGAAACGCGAAUAAAAUUAUUGCGAUGAAGAAUGGCAAUGUUGUGGAAGUGGGAAAUCACGAGGAACUCUUGAAGAACAAAGGCCUCUACUAUGAACUCGUGAAUGCACAGGUCUUUGCUGAUGUCGAGCCAAAGGGAGGUCGUCGUGGCAGCACAAAGGAAACCACACGCCAAAUUUCCGGACAGAUGUCACGGAAAUCGACGGGGCUGAGCCAAAUGGAUGCCGGCAUUGACGUGGACGAGUUCGACAAAAAGAAGGAGACGGAACUGGAACGGCUGAGGAGAGAAGCCGCCGAGGACGGGGCGGAAGAGCAGAACUUGUUGAAAAUCCUGAAAUAUGCGCGAAGCGAAUGGUGGCUGCUGGUGAUCGGCUCGUUGGCCUGCGUCAUCCAGGGUGCCGUAUUUCCCGUAUUUUCCCUAUUUUUCACCCAGAUUAUGCAGGUGUUCGCCGAGCCCGACCCGGAAGUGAUGAGAAGGGACGGGCACCAUUGGGCGUUGAUGUUUUUGGCGCUGGCUGCCGUACAGGGCAGUACCAUGCUCAUCCAGUCGACGUUCUAUGGUGUUGCCGCGGAACGGCUGACGAUGCGACUGCGCUCAAAGGUAUUCCGAAACGUACUCCGCCAAGACGGCGCCUAUUUUGAUCACCCCGCCCAUUCACCGGGCAAAAUCUCGACCCGUCUCGCCACCGACGCCCCCAAUGUGAAAGCGGCCAUCGACUACCGUAUCGGAUCCGUUUUUAACGCUGCCGUUGCGCUGACGGCCGGCAUUGGAAUCGCCUUCUAUUAUGGCUGGCAGAUGGCGUUGCUUAUGCUGGCGCUAAUGCCUCUCGUUGGCGUCGCCCAAUCGCUACGCGUGCGCCUUGAGCACGGCCGUAACAAUGCGGACACGUCGGACCUGGAGGCGUCCGGAAAGAUUGCGAUGGAAGCCGUGGAGAACAUCAGAACAGUGCAGGCAUUGACGUUGGAACGGACGUUGCACGAUAAAUUUGGGCACCAUUUGGACGGGCCGCACCGGUCGAGCACGCGAAAAGCUCUAGUACAGGGUGUUGCGUACGCGGUGGCCAACUCUGUAAUGUUCUUCCUAUCGGCGGCUGAAUAUCGGUUUGGGGCGUGGCUGAUCAUGGACCAUCACAUCAGUAACCCGAUUAAUGUCAUGAGAGUAAUGAUGGCCAUCCAAUUCUCGUCCACCUCACUCGGCUUCGCUUCAGCCUAUUUCCCGGAAUACGCGAAGGCCAAAUUCGCGGCGGGACUCAUUUUCAAGAUGCUGGGCGAAAACCCGUUGAUUGACAACCUGACCCGGGGAGGAAAACUCACGCCGAUUCACGGUGCGGUGACCUUCAAAGAUGUGCGUUUCAAAUACCCGCAGCGGCCAGAAAUCGAGAUUUUGAAAGGCCUGAACUUGAAAGUGAACCCCGGAGAAACACUGGCAUUGGUCGGUGCAUCUGGAUGUGGAAAAAGUACCGUUGUCCAAUUACUCGAAAGAUUCUACGAUCCGAAUAAUGGAUUCUUGGAAGUAGACGGAGAAGAUAUCAAACAAUUGAAUCCUCAGCAUUUGAGAAAACACAUUGCCCUCGUUUCUCAAGAACCUAUAUUAUUCGAUUGCUCCAUUAAAGAAAAUAUCAUCUACGGAUUGCCCGAAAACUCAGUUUCUGAUAGCGAAGUGCUGGAGGCGGCUAAGAAAGCGAAUAUUCACAAAAACCCAAAAAUAUUACUUCUCGAUGAGGCCACUUCAGCACUGGAUACAGAAUCUGAAAAGUUGGUACAAGAUGCCCUGGAUAAAGCAUCACAGGGUCGAACUUGUAUCGUUAUUGCCGAUCGUCUAUCUACUGUCGUUAAUGCGAACUGUAUAAUGGUCGUCAGUGGAGGGCAGGUUAUUGAACAAGGCACUCACAACGAGCUAAUGGCCCUUCGGGGGGCAUAUUUCAACCUGAACAUCAAACAACAGACCAAACAGCAGGCCGAUAAUUCCGUGGUCACCUUU